Messenger RNA from Debaryomyces fabryi, 579 nucleotides. RefSeq names its product protein retreival receptor. Gene Ontology annotation, cellular component: Golgi membrane. Bases 1 to 579 code for a protein of 192 amino acids. NCBI's taxonomy places the organism in Eukaryota, Fungi, Ascomycota, Pichiomycetes, Serinales, Debaryomycetaceae. The transcript has a single exon. The record is from RefSeq and is a predicted model, not a curated record. Gene Ontology annotation, biological process: protein retention in ER lumen; retrograde vesicle-mediated transport, Golgi to endoplasmic reticulum.
AUGGCAAUUGAUUUUUCUUCAAAGCAAAUUCAGGAUAACCCAAUUUACCAAGAAUAUGUUAAACUUGGGGUAACAUACCAGAAGUAUGUGGAUCAAUCUGUUCCGUACACAUUCAAUAGAUGGGUUGGGUUUGGUGUUGUGUUUGCAUUAUUUUUACUUCGUAUUGUGUAUGUGCAAGGAUGGUACAUUAUAUGCUAUGCUUUGGGUAUCUAUUUAUUGAACUUAUUCUUAGCGUUUUUGACACCUAAGUUCGAUCCUUCUUUGGAGCAGGAAAUGAAAAAUGAAUCAAUUGAAGAAGGUUUACCAGAAGAUGAGCAGGUACCAGAAGAUGAGGAAUUCAAGCCAUUUAUAAGAAGAUUGCCCGAAUUUAAGUUUUGGUAUAAUGCUAUAAGGGCUACGACUUUGUCAUUGUUCUUGUCAUUUUGGACUAUUUUUGAUAUUCCAGUUUUCUGGCCAAUAUUAUUAAUGUACUUCCUUAUUUUAUUUGCGUUAACUAUGAGAAAACAGAUCCAGCAUAUGAUCAAGUAUAAAUAUUUGCCAUUCGACUUUGGAAAGACUAAAUAUAGAUCAAGAUCCUAA